This is a messenger RNA of Exophiala spinifera, 1440 nucleotides long. RefSeq lists its product as uncharacterized. Gene Ontology annotation, biological process: transmembrane transport. Bases 1 to 1440 code for a protein of 479 amino acids. The transcript is spliced from 2 exons. Gene Ontology annotation, cellular component: membrane. Gene Ontology annotation, molecular function: transmembrane transporter activity. The record is from RefSeq and is a predicted model, not a curated record. Lineage: Eukaryota; Fungi; Ascomycota; Eurotiomycetes; Chaetothyriales; Herpotrichiellaceae.
AUGGGGCCUAUAGCUUUAGGAUCGGGUAUUCUCUUCACCUACCCCCAGAUCGCGACCAUCGCGGGCGUUCAGGGUCUGCUGGUUUAUGCCCUCGCGUCGGCACUCCCGCUACUGGUUUUCGCAUGGCUGGGUCCCAUCAUACGACGUAAAUGUCCCGAAGGGUUCGUCCUGACCGAAUGGACGCGCCAGCGCUACGGCGUUGUAGCGAGUCUGUAUCUGUCUGCGUUGACCCUCAUCACGCUCUUCCUCUACAUGGUCGCCGAGCUCUCUGCUCUCCAACAGAUUAUCAACGCUUUGACGGGUCUGAAUGGUCUGCCUGCCGUCAUUGUCGAAUGUGCCGUUACGACCAUCUACACCUCUCUAGGUGGGUUCAAGGUCAGCUUCAUCACGGACAACAUCCAGGGCGCGAUGGUCCUAGGGCUCAUCAUCAUCGGCAUCAUCACCGUCGGCGUCGAGACGAAGAUCUCGCACGACCUUGUCGAACGCUCUCAUUACCUCGACUCGUCCCUCUUGGGGUGGCAACUUCUCUACAUUCUCCCCGUGGCCAUCUUGACCAACGACUUCUUCCUUUCUGGGUUCUGGAUGCGCACCUUUGCCGCCAAAACCGACAAGGACCUCUACGUGGGCGUCGGCAUCGCCACGGUCGCCGUGGCCAUCAUCCUCACCGUCGUGGGCGUCAGCGGCCUUCUCGCGGGCUGGUCAGGAGCCCUAGGCGACCCGCCCGAGCAGAGCAGCAUCGCCUUCUUUCUGCUCCUCGAGCAACUCCCAGCCUGGGUCGUGGGCAUUGUCGUGGUCAUGACCAUCGCGCUCAGCACGGCCGCCUUUGACAGCUUCCAGAGCUCCAUGGUGAGCACGGGCUCCAACGAUAUUUUCCGCAACCGCCUGAACUUCUGGUACAUUCGACUCGCGGUCGUGCUCAUCAUCUUCCCCGUCGUUGUUGUCGCGUUGAAGAGCCCCAGCGUCCUUCAGAUCUACCUGAUCAGCGAUCUCGUCAGCGCGAGCAGCAUACCUGUGUUGGUGAUCGGGCUGAGUGAGCGCGCGUACGCGUGGCGCGGGUUCGAGGUGGUCGUGGGCGGCCUCGGCGGCCUGUUCACCGUCUUCCUAUUCGGCCUCGUGUACUACGACGGCGACGCAACGCAGGCUGGCAACCUCUUGCUACUGGAACAGGGCCUGUACGGGAACGAUUGGUCUGCGUUUGGAGCGUUUGUGGCGGCGCCCGUCGGCGGUCUCCUCUGGGCUCUGGGCGCGUUCGGACUACGGCUCGGCGUCCAGUGGACCCUGGCCAAACGAGCUGGCCGACGCUUCGAUGCCCUCGACAAGCCUGCCGCGCCCACUGCGAGUUUCUAUACCGGCCGUAACGACAGCGCGGAGAGGGAAGUCUACGCUGAUGCUUCCGGUGUCGAGAGAAGUGAAGUCGCAGUCAAGGGCAAAUUCUUCUAA